Messenger RNA from Mercenaria mercenaria, 1734 nucleotides. Its product is annotated as protein C19orf12 homolog. The record is from RefSeq and is a predicted model, not a curated record. The transcript is spliced from 4 exons. The coding region runs from base 134 to 544 and encodes 136 amino acids. NCBI's taxonomy places the organism in Eukaryota, Metazoa, Mollusca, Bivalvia, Venerida, Veneridae.
AUCACUGUGACAGGACAGGGACAGCCAAAAGUUAUAACACUGUCCCGAAACAUCUUAUUUGGACUAAUAACCAAGGAACACCAAAUAAACCAUGAUGAAUUAAAGUGGCACAAAAAGAUUUAAGGGAUGAACAAUGGCUUCAAAUCUGGCUGGAAUGGCAUUUAUACCUUAUUACAAGCAUCUGAUGGAAAUUCUUGAAACUAAUGAAGAAUUAAAAAAGACUAGCAAAGGUAUAUUCAAGCAAAUGGCUUGGGCAGCUGGAGGAACAUGUGCAGGAGGUAUUGUGGCAGGUCCACCAGGUGCUCUUGUAGGGGGAUUUGUAGGUUCAGUAAUUGGUUACUGUAAGUCAGAUGAAUACAGCUCAAUGAUAAAAGUGAUUAAAAAUCUCAGUGAUUCUGACAAACAACGACUGGUGGAGAAGGUACAGGAACUGGUCGGAAGCUCGUCUCUGGAAGCGUUAACUGCCUUCAUUGGUUCUAAGGUGCAACGGGAAUUGUUACUGAACUGUAUACGAUCUGUUCUACAAAACAAAGGUGGAGGAUGAUAUAACUUGUUCUUUAUUUUUUGUCGAAGUGAGAGAGCACCUGCAAAUGAAACAUUGAAUACAUGUUCAAAAUUCUGAUCAAAGAUCUAAAUGGUAAAACUUAGAAUUUUUUUUCGAAAAUAUCAUCCAAGGUUCAGAAUUUGGAAGUUCUGGUACAUAGAAAACAGAAGGAGAAAAAUUCCGGACUGAGAAAUCAUCCAAUAUUCAGAAGUUUCCGGUUUUUGGAAGGUCCCAUCUUCAGAAGUUCCACUGUAAUAUUAUUAAACAAUAGAAAUUAUUUUUGUUGAAAUAAAUAACUUAAUCCUAUUUAGUAUAUAGUAUGAAUGGGAAUUUAAAACACUGACCUCCAGAUUUGGCUAAAAAUAAUCUUUCUUUCAAAUUGAACUUUGGUCAUAUUGAACAUUAGAAUAUGAGUUUUUAAUUGUGUCUAAAGUAUUUUCAAAAAUUCCAAAUCGAGGGGAAAAAAAGCGUCUGGAAUCGAACCCCAGACCACCCCAGCUAUAAAGACAUUUUCUCGUCGUUGUAACCAAUAGGGCUAUAGCGGAAUUAGUGAAUUUUGACUUCAAAAUAUAGAUACAUAUAUUUAAAAUCGAGACAGUUUACCUGGAAAAAAUUAUAAAGCAUUACAAACGCUUUUUGAUUUGCAUCGUAAAAAGUAGUAGAAACAGCAAAUUCUCAUUGUGUUUCCGUAACAUAUAGUUUGUCAGUAAUAAAGUUUUAAAGCCUCCUUAAGAAAUAUAUCAUUUAUUUCUAGAUAUAUAUAAAAAAAAUGUCGAAUAAUCUGGAGGCCAGUCCCUUUAAUAAGAAAAUGACUUAGUUCUGAAGCAGUUUUCAGGUGUAUUUCCUUCUGAAGCAAUAUAGCAGAAAAAGCUGCAAAAUCAUGCAAAGACAGUAGAUUCUUGAUUAUACUGCCAGAGAUUUGUACUAUGUAUUUUUGGUUUUGGUUAUUUUGUCAUUUUUAUAAUCUUUUGAUAUUUAUAUUCUUUAGUUUUACAAUAUACAUUUAGUUGAUUUUAUUGACUAAAUUUAACUAUACAAGUGCAUGAUAUUACAUACUUGCAGACAAAAACAUUCUGACUAUAUAUCAUAUCAUAUCAUACCUGUUAUUAUUUAUUUAUGACGUUGAUUUUAUGUGGAUGAAUUUCCUAAAUUUUACAAAUAAAUUCAUCUAUUUUCAAAAUUCUUCUAGU